Messenger RNA from Pristis pectinata (smalltooth sawfish), 592 nucleotides. RefSeq lists its product as uncharacterized. Lineage: Eukaryota; Metazoa; Chordata; Chondrichthyes; Rhinopristiformes; Pristidae. The transcript is spliced from 4 exons. The coding region runs from base 137 to 415 and encodes 92 amino acids. The record is from RefSeq and is a predicted model, not a curated record.
UAAUGGUGUCUAUUUUCAUUGCUCCCUGCACCAGUUACAAGGAUUUUUUUUAAAAUUCUGGUUAUCAGCUAAGAUCAUAGAUCAGAGGCAGAAGCAGGGCCUUUGCUUGUGCACAACUUUCAGUCUCCUAGACAGGAUGAACAGUAUUCCACUCUUCAUUACCUUUGCAUUUAUCUUUCUACUGAUAUGUGUAACCCCUGAGCCAAUUAUCAAUGAAGAUGGAUGGAAAUCUUUAGAGAAGCAGCAAAACAGGGACCUGUUUUUCCGAAUCCUUCAGUCUUAUUUCACUGGUAGAGGGAUGAGUUUGGGACUUGGCAGAAAAGAAAAGCUUCAUGGAGGAUAUGGAAGCAAAAUGGGUUCAUAUGAUGACAAAUUCAACAACAAUCUGGAAACUAAAGACAUCUUCAGUGGUUAAUUACUUAUGCAGUGGGUAAUCAAUAUGCAUUCAUUAAAUAAAAAGAUGGUCAGUAUUAAUGUAAUCAUAGUAGAUGCCAGAGGAACAUUUACAGCAGUUGAGAAUGAGCUAAUUGUGACUAUCUGCAAACACUUAUUGUUCAGUACAUACUGCACUCUCAUGGAAUUGUACUGUAAA